AUGAUGAAAUCCCUGACAACAGUCGCUGUCCAUGGCCAGGUGAGCAGAUUAUUUUUAAAUGGAGCGGCGGCUGAACCGGCCCGCGGGCCACGCGGUUCUGAUGCCGACUCGGACGGCGGCUAUCGCGCCGAUCGAACUAUAUAUGGAAUCGUUGGAACAUCUCCUGGUCGGUGGGGGCGCGCGGGAGAGGGGGGCAGAAGUCUGGACGUCGGAGCGGGAACGAAAUCUCGGAGUCAGGGUGAGACUGCCGAGCGGUACAGUCUCUCUUUCGUCGAUCCAACAAACAACACAAUGGCGGAUAAGGACAAGAAGGUAAAGAAGAAGAAGGCGCCGAAGGAGGAAGCGCCCGCUGAGGAGGCGCCCGCGCCGGCCGCGCCCGCCGCCGGCGAGCGCCAGUCGUCGCGCGGAAGCCGCAAGGCCAAGCGCACCGGCUCCAAUGUCUUCUCUAUGUUCUCCCAGAAGCAGGUCGCCGAGUUCAAAGAGGCCUUCCAGCUGAUGGAUCACGACAAGGACGGCAUCAUCGGCAAGAACGACCUCCGCGCCACGUUCGACUCGCUGGGCAGGCUGGCCAGCGAGAAGGAGCUCGACGACAUGGUCAAUGAGGCCUCUGGGCCCAUCAACUUCACGCAGCUCCUGACCCUGUUCGCGAACCGCAUGUCCGGCGGCUCCGACGACGACGACGUGGUCAUCAACGCCUUCAAGACCUUCGACGACGAGGGCAAGAUCGACUCGGAGAGGCUGAGGCACGCGCUCAUGACCUGGGGCGACAAGUUCUCCGCCGACGAGGUCGACGAGGCGUACGACCAGAUGGAGAUCGACGACAAAGGCUUCAUCGACACCCAGAAGCUGAUCACCAUGCUGACCGCCAGCGCCGAGGACGAGGAGGGCGGAGAGGCCGCG
This is a messenger RNA of Iphiclides podalirius (scarce swallowtail), 900 nucleotides long. The record is from the annotation of a GenBank genome assembly. Lineage: Eukaryota; Metazoa; Arthropoda; Insecta; Lepidoptera; Papilionidae.